Messenger RNA from Doryrhamphus excisus (bluestripe pipefish), 5453 nucleotides. It is a transcript of the gene synpo2a, whose product is annotated as synaptopodin 2a. Gene Ontology annotation, cellular component: actin cytoskeleton; nucleus; Z disc. The record is from RefSeq and is a predicted model, not a curated record. Gene Ontology annotation, biological process: positive regulation of actin filament bundle assembly. NCBI's taxonomy places the organism in Eukaryota, Metazoa, Chordata, Actinopteri, Syngnathiformes, Syngnathidae. Gene Ontology annotation, molecular function: actin binding.
UCGGAUUUGCUCUGGAGUGGUUCAUGCAGACAGCAUGGGAACCGGGGAGUACAUGUGCAUCACUUUAGAAGGUGGGCCGCCGUGGGGGUUCACUCUGAGGGAAGGACAAGGGAGCACAUCUUUGAUGGUUUCCCAGGUAGAAGAAGGCAGUCACGCUUCUAAGGCCGGCUUACAGGAAGGUGAUGAGGUGGUGUCGCUGAAUGGAGAGCAGUGUGCGACGGUUACCCUAUCACAAGCUCACGCCCUCAUGGACACAUCCAACGACCUGCAGUUACUUGUCAAAAGGUCUGCGACCAAAGAAGCGUUAACAAGCUACAGAAGCCAAAAUCCGACAGAACUGUACAUAUCUGAGUCCCAGGAUGAGGCAUCAGACGGUGACCAAGACAUUGUCCCUGAAGACACGGAAUGCACCUCUCUUGGAAGUGCCCACAGCAUCAAAGGAAAUCUCUCCACCAGAGGUUCCAUUGCCACAAAGGAAGCACAAUCCUCCAUCCGUAAGCCAUUGAGCCAGCAUGGAGUUGUCGAAGGGACGGUAUCAUCAGCAUCAGCAUCAGCAGGGAGGGGCCUGGGAAGUUCCCAGAGUGGAGCAGAGGACAGGGGAGGUCCUUGUGAGAGUCCAGGGUCUUUCAGAGUUGCUUUUGAAUUCCCGUCAGAUGAGGGGACGCCCGCAGAGGAGGAGGAGGAGGAGGAUUCCGACCAGGAGAAACCCAACAGGCAUCGGGCGAGGCACGCCAGGCUCAGGCGUAGCGAGAGUCUCUCCGAGAAGCAGGUGAAGGAAGCCAAGUCCAAAUGUAAGCGGAUUGCCCUCCUCCUCACCACUGCUCCACCCAACCCCAACAACAAGGGGCUGUUGAUGUUCAAGAAGCACCGGCAAAGAGCCAAAAAGUACACCCUUGUGAGCUACGGCACCGGUGAAGACGAGCAAGACAGCACAGAAGAAGAGGACGGGGACGAGGAAGGCCAUCGAGGUGGAAUCCAUGUUUUGGAGUUCACCGUUGCAGCACAAGACCGCACCAAUUUAGAGAAACAUUUCAGCCAAGGCGGAAAAGGUGUGCUGACCAUCAGUCUCCAGGACAAAGGUCUCCUUGCGCAGCAUAAGCAAAUGGAGUGUCUACCGGACACCAAGGGCAAGGGCGCUCUCAUGUUCGCCCAGCGGCGCCAGAGGAUGGACGAGAUCGCUGCAGAGCAUGAAGAGCUCCGGCGCCAGGGGAUCCCAGUGGAAGGGGUGCAGGAGAAGCAGAAAGUGGUGGAGUCAUCCUACAUGCAGUCAGCCACAGAGGACCAUGUGUACAUGGAUGUGAAUGUACACCAGCGACAGCAGUACCAGCAGCAGCAGUACCAGGAGCAGCAGUAUCAGGAGCAGCAGUACCAGGAGCAGCAGUACCAGCAGCAGCAGUACCAGCAGCAGUACCAGCAGCAGCAGUACCAGCAGCAGCAGCAGUACCAGCAGCAGUAUCAGCAGGUUCAGCAGGUUCAGCAACAGAAAAUGUAUCAUCAAGAGUUUUCUCAGAAUGGCUCAGUCCAUCACCAAAGCAGUGAGAUGCAGAGUGCCCUUAGCAAUCGUACCGCAAAGCCCUUUUUGGUACAAAACAUGGCCGCCACUCCUUACUCUACAGUCAUGAGUGGCUCUGAUCAAGAGUCUACAGGUCAAGGAGAACAGAUUGCCUCCCGCGAUGAACGUAUUUCCACACCGGCUAUCAGGACGGGCCUUCUGGAUUCCAAGAGAAGGAAUGCCAGCAAGCCGAUGUUCACUUUUAAGGAGGCACCAAAGGUAUCACCCAAUCCCGAAUUGCUGAACCUCCUUAACAUGAGCAGAGAUAAGAAGACGGGGUUCGAGUCUGGACCUGAGGAGGACUAUCUCAGUCUUGGUGCAGAGGCAUGUAAUUUCCUGCAGUCCGCGCGGCUCAAACACAAGACUCCUCCACCAGUUGCUCCCAAACCCAUGAUCAACCCCAACGCCACCCCCUGGUCCCCUCAGAUGGACAGCCAGGAAAUGCCUCAGCAGCAUGCUGAAAAUAGUGCUUGCCCACCUGCUGUAGCCCCCGCUGUAGAGACCACACCUUCCACAGACCAGGAGCCAAUCUCUGUUGCCCCUGAGCCAUCUCCCCCUCAAGCUGCAGAAAAACAACAAACAUGGCCUCCCUCUGCGCCAGAAACACAAGUGACACAAGUACAAGAGGGGAAUGCUCAUGCCAGUUCCUCGCCACAGCCUGAUCCAGGAAGAAUGUGCGAUUCAGCAACAACGCAAGCAGCUCCGCAGCAAUCCACCAUUUCCUGUGGAUUCCAAUUACAACAGCCCCUGAACCCACCGCCAAGACAGUCCCCUCCUCAACAACAAUGGGUGACACAUCAGCCCACUCUGAGCCAAGUCCAGGCUCAGCCCCCAGUAGCCAAUACUUGGCAGCCCUCCUGGACCCAACCAGAGCAAGCACAGCCUCCAGCCCAACCAUCCUGGUGUCCGUCAGAAAAGCCACCACAAACAACCUGGUCGCAAGAACCACAAAUGCAGCCGACCUGGGGACAACCACAUACAGCGAUGCAGCAGCAAUCACAGACAUCCUGGGCCCAGCCUCUGCAAGAACAGUCUCAAUCGGCUUGUCCGCAGCAUAAACCCCAAGCACAGCCACCUUGGGUUCAGCCAGAAUCCCAGCCGCAACCACCAUGGUGUAAACCAGCACAGCCUCAGGCUCCACCACAAGCCUGGUCACAAACCCAGGCACCAGAUCAAAACUGGGUUCCCCCUCAGCAGCAACCGCCCAUUGAUUCCUGGCCUCCUUCGCAACCUCCUUGGACCCAAGCAGCUCAAGCACAGCCUCCAGUCAGCUUGAAUCCAUGGGCCCCCGCUCCUGCCCAGCCGACAUGGACUCAGCAGGCUCCAGAACAGGUCCAGCAUGCCACUCCAUCCUGGGGAGCAGCUCAAGAUCAGGACCAACACCAGCCACCUUGGGUUCAGCCUGCUCGUUUGCAACCAUCGCCACAGUCCACCUGGCAAACUCCGAAGCCUCCACCGCCGCCUGCAGUGAACGCAUGGCCUCCAGCUCAACUUCAGACCCCUGUCAAUGCCUGGACACCUCAGUCUCAGCAAACGCCAACAACCAACACUCACCCCUUGCCAAAACCUUGGCAACAAAAUCGCAGCCCUCCUCCACCACCACCAACACAGCAGCGAAACUUUGCCAUUGGUCAAAAAGUUUCCUCCCCUGUGAACCCCUUGGCAACAAUCUUGAACCCGUCUUCUGCCGGCUCAGCCUUCGAGAUGCCAGCCGUUAAGGGAAAAGGUGCUGACAUGUUUGCCAAGCGGCAGUCUCGUAUGGAGAAGUACAUCGUGGACUCGGAGACUGUUCAAGCCAACAUGGCGAGCCGAUCAACAUCACCUGCUGCUUCCUUACCCAAUGAGUGGAAGUAUACCCCCAAUGUACGUGCGCCACCUUCUCGGGCUUUUAACCCCAUUCAGUCCCCUUCUUAUCCACCGGCGGCAUCAAAGCAACCCCCUUCCAGCGGCCCCGUGUCAAAAUCCAAGAAAAAAGGCAAACCUGCCCCAAAACCGCUCAAUGCUAUCGACGUCAUGAAGCAUCAACCUUACCAGCUUAGUGCCUCGCUCUUUACAUACGGUCCUGCAGCAGAAUUUGCCAAGGAAUCCAAACCUAACUGUUCACCUCCUAGCUAUCAAGCACCCUCAUAUGAGCAAAUGUCCCCUGAUCAACCAGCCGGGACCUUUAGUCCUCCAUACCCCCAACAGGCCUACGAACCCAUCCAGGCUAUGCCGCAUGAUGGCACCUACCAGCCAACUCCUUACCCCCCUCCUGAUCCUUAUCAGCAACCUUCAGGCGGUCCCUCCUGGGCACCAUACAACCAACCGCCCAAUCCCCAGUACCAACCGCCUCCGGUCCCCUACCAAACAGCUGCUAGUCCUCCUUACCUUGCAUCUGCUUACCAGCAGCCCCAUGCUAACAUCACUCAUAGUUUUCCUGUAGCUUCCCCGCCUGAGUCCACAUCCGGGGGAAGCUCUGCUGCUGCCCCCAGACCUAAAUUUACCGCAAGAAAAAGCUCCGCUCAGGUUUGGAAGCCCACUGGUGUUGAGAAAGAGUGAUCCCAAUCACAUUGUAUCAUGUUUAUUGGAAGGAUUCAUGUCAUUUUAAACUUUAAAGUUCAAAGAAUGUAGGGUGGUACGAUGAGUAAAAUAGGACAGAAUUUUAGAAAAAGAAAGAAGGAUGAUUGUAUGUGCUUAAUGUCAAAUAUUGUAGAGAUGUGAUAGUUCGCCAGCCCGAGAAGCGUCCAAUUUUAACCAUAUAAAUGUUAUCCUAAUAAUAACAAUAAUAGUAAUACUAAAACUAUUUGAUUACUUCACUGUCCUUUACUUCCAUGCAGCACCUUUGUCAAGUGAAUUUAUUUUCAGCGUUUUUUUUCCUGCCAGCUGUUGCGUCAUGCUGGGUGUUAUAUUUAUACCACGGUUGACACAUAGCAGGCUUGAAUUUCAACUUGAGCCAAACUAAUCGACCAUAUAGCUUUAUCUUUGCAAUGGCCUUCGUAUAAAUAGACUGCAUUUAUUUAUGUUUUGCAAUUUGCUUUUUUGUUCCCUUUCUCCAUUUUCCCCUCCUUAGUGUGUUCUCUUCUUCACAAUGCACUUUCCUGUAUACCAAUCACUGCAGUGCCAUUAAAAUACUUUUAUCUUUCUUUGGCUUUUUCUUCCGUUUCCUUUUCUUCUCCUUGCUGCAUGUUUUUUUCUGUCUUAUUUUCCCAUGCUUGUUUCUUUUUUACACUAUGUGCUAUUCUAUAUUAUUAUUAGCAGUCAAAAGUUUGGAGUGAAUUCCAAUAGCAGUAACUAGAAAUACAAAAUGUAUUCAGAAAUUAUGUAGCAAUUGAGGCUGGCAUUGUGUUGGCCACAGAGUCAGGAAAUCCGGCAGACCUUGGUUUGAUUCUCUGCUUGGGCAUCUCUGUGUGGAGUUUGCAUGUUCUCUCCGUGUGUGCUUGGGUUUUCUCUGGGUUUCUCCCACAUUCAAAAAAUAUCCAUGUUGGGUAAAUUGGCAAUUCAAAAUUGUCCAUAGGUAUGAAUGGGAGUGCAAAUGGUUGUCUAUACUGUUUAUGCCCUGCACUUGGCUGGCAACCAGUCCAGGAUGAACCCUGCCUCUGCACGAAUCCACUGUGAUAGGCUCCAGCAUACCCCUGUGACCCUAAUGGGAAUAAGUGGCAUAGAAAAUGGAUGGCUUUAGUAACUGAUUUACUUUACUAUACUUUACUUACUUUAAUACUGUAUAUUAGUGUAUUUCCUUUCCUCCUGUGCAUUCAAGCUCUUGUAAUUCUAUCUUUCACCACACGAUGACAGCCUUGCAUUUCCUAUAUGUGUUAUACAGGCGCUUGGCUUCAAAAGAGCAAUUAUUUUUUAAUCUAUAUUAGAACACAAAGAUGUUUUUUUCAUAACUCAUGUCCCGACACCUUUACUAAAAUAAACUGAA